Zingiber officinale is the source of this 615-nucleotide messenger RNA. RefSeq lists its product as uncharacterized. The record is from RefSeq and is a predicted model, not a curated record. NCBI's taxonomy places the organism in Eukaryota, Viridiplantae, Streptophyta, Magnoliopsida, Zingiberales, Zingiberaceae. Bases 1 to 615 code for a protein of 204 amino acids. The transcript is spliced from 2 exons.
AUGAAUGAACUAGAAAAUCAACUUCUUGAAGAUUACAAUGAUCAAGUGAGCCCUAAUGAUAUAUUUGCUCAAAUCAUGGGACCAGAUAGACCUGGUCGAGUACGUAUGCUUGGUGAUGGAAUUAGCCCAUCUGAUUUAUGGGGACUAGUUCCUAGUCGUGGCACAUGCAAUCGACUAGUUAUGGAACAGAAUGCAAAGUUAGAACAGAUGAAUGAACAAAUCAAAAAGCAAGGCCAACAUAUUACAAUGGUAAAAACAAAGAUUUCUGAACAAUCAAGCAUAAAUCCUCUUUCAAAUUGUAAUAAUAGUCAACACACUUCAUCGAGUAGCAAUCCACAAGGUUCUAUUCCAUCUCGCCCAACCUUAUGGAUUGGAAGUUCUGUCUUGAUCAAAAGUUUAUUUGAUUCAACAAAAACUGUGGCAAAAGGAGUGCUCCUCGACAUGGAUGAUCCAAAUAAUAUAGUAGGGAGACAAAAACUAGGACCAAAUUGGUGUGAAGUACAAGUACUAGUUGUCCUAGAACCCGAAGAAAAUUUAAUUAGACCUUAUGAUCUUUUACAAAAGUUUGAGGAUACACUUGGAGGACUGAUAGCUUGGCCUUAUCAUUUGGUAUGA